Molecule: messenger RNA, 849 nt
Organism: Macrosiphum euphorbiae (potato aphid)
Lineage: Eukaryota; Metazoa; Arthropoda; Insecta; Hemiptera; Aphididae
Source: the annotation of a GenBank genome assembly
AUGAAAACGUUUGAAUUUAUCUUUGCCAUGUUGAUGUUAGAUCCUAUUCUUUCUUCAAUAUUAAAAACAAGUGCUUUUUUACAGUCACCCAACAUAAACUUAUUAACUGCUGUAGAAAUCGUUGAGUCAUUAAAAAAAUUACUUGUUUCUAUGAGAAAUACUGAAGACGAUUUCACAGAUAUUUAUCAUAAAACCAUUCAAAUGUGUAAAAAUUAUGAUAUUGAAAUUCCACAACUGAAAAAAAGAAAAGUGUCAACCAAAAUUGACUGCUUGAGUAGUACACAGCACUAUAUGUCUUCAAAAGAAGAAGAAAUGAAGGUUUCUGUAUACUAUUCAACAUUGGACCAUAUGAUUAGUGGAAUUAAUAUUAGAUUUAACCAAGAAACAAUGAAUAUGAUUCAAAGCAUUGGAAAUUUAUUAGUUUUAAAUAUAAAUAGCAACGACAUUUCAGUCUUGUCCACAGCAUUUGAUUUAAAUUCUGAUAUGUUGAAAACAGAAAUUAAUCUUCUUAAACAUACAGAUAAUAUACCGAAAGGCGAGAAGAAUAAAUGUGGUGAUUGGAUAAAUUGGCUUACACAAUCCAACUGUGGAAGGGAAACUAUAUUUUGUAAUGUUAUUAAAGCAUUGAAAACAUUUAUGAUUAUACCAGUAACGAGCUGUGCUUGCGAGCGUUCAUUUUCUAAACUUAGUAUUGUGAAAACCAAGCUACGCAGUACCAUGACACAGGAUCGAUUGGACGGCCUGCUUACUGUAUUCAUUGAGCAAGAACUUGCUUAUAAUAUAAAUAUUGAUGAUGUAAUUGAUACAUUCAAAAACCUUACUCCCGUGGACAGAAGGAUGGAGUUGUAA